GCCGGCUUGUAUGGAAACCGCCGCGCAGGGGGCUUCCUCGGACCACGGCGCACGCGUGGUGGAGGGCACACCAAUAUCUGCAUCCAACAGCGCGUAUAUCACACCACUCCAUCACACACCUUUCCCGCCGAUCCCUUCCUUCUUUCCCGCCCGGGAAAUCCACAACGAGGGCAACCACCAAACCCAGGUAGCAUACCAGAGCGGCGUAUAGCCCGAACAAGUAAGCAAUGCGCUCUCGCCCGGGCCAACGGGGAAGAGCGGUAUGCGAGAGUAUGGGAGAUCCAAGGUUGGCUUUGCUGUUUUUUUUUGUUUUUUACGCUGUUCCGCAUCAUCAUCUCCACCAGUCCAGAAUCAGGCGCGCCGCGUUGUCGUCACCGUAACACAAGAGAGAAGGAAAAAGGAAGAGAGAAAAAGCCCCAAAGGCGCAUACGGCGAAUCACGAAGCUCAGGUCCCCAACUCUCCUCCGGGACUCGAGACUUCCGCCUGCGAUCGACGAGGGGAGGUGUUCUACGUGCCCUCUUCUUACUUGAUGGUUCUGCUUAUUCGACGCCUUCGGCAUCCUCAAUGCCAAGCAACCAUGGUUCGGCACUUGCGAGCAAGCAGAGGGGAAAAAAAGGGGUUGACAGUCUAGUAGGUCCAGGCAGUUUUGCCCUCCCGGUUGCGUUGGGCGCGUGAUAUUGUUGGAUCGACAUCCCUGUCGCUUAACUACGUAGGGCCCAAGCGUGCGUUGCGGCAUCGCGAGUGCCGAUGGCAGGAUCCGCGGUGAGGGCUGCUUUGUGAUAUUGGCCGGAGGUGGACCGGGUGAGCGUAACGGGGCGGCGAGCUGUGGCGCAUCUUGUUCUUUUCUUCCUCCCCAAGACCACGUCACACAGCCGGCGCGAGGACGCGCCUAUGGAAACAAUCAAACAGCCCCGACGCUCGCUGUUUGGGAUAGAUGAAAGGAAGACGAGGGAGAGGGGAUCAGGGGCUUGGGGGAGGAAACAAACACAUGCAGCGUGGCGCUUCGCGGCCUGAAAUAACCGACAACAAGCAAUGGGCGAUGUGUUGUUUGUCUCGCUCUCGCCAACUUUGUUCCUGUGGCCAGGACCAAGCCGGAGCAGGACGCGAGGCCGGUGAGUGAAAAGGAAAAAAGAAUGGGGCGGUGGCGGCCGGCCGUCGUGCAGCAUGGCUUGCUUGGUGGAAGUAGAAAACAAUAAGGGAUCAGCACGCAGGUGGCAUGGCCCGCACUCAAAGGCAUGCCAAGCACAACAAGGGGAGCAGGGGGGGCCAGCAAGCGAGGGCGAUCGGGAGUAGCAUAAGGGAGAAAAAAAGCAAAAAAAAAAAGCAAAAGAAUGAAUAAAAGGCAAUCAUGGCACGAGGCGUCAGGCAGGGGGUAUGCCACGCCUAAUCGGGUGCUUGCAGCUUGAGGAAACGGAUGAGAACCACGUACCGGGAAACGAAAGAGGGGAGGGGGGUACACACUCACAUACCACACGCCGCCGAGCGCUGCACAAGGAGCCCCGUUCCUACUCCUGUCUCUUCCCUCCCGCGUGUGGCCUAUAAGGCCGCAAAUUGGCAGGAAAUGCAUGACAACUGGCAAGCCGGUCCAUGUUCGCCAGAGGGCAUUGAAAACAGCCGUCGGGAUCGGCGAAUAGGCUGGGCGACAUCCGCCGCUCUUCACUGAUGUCGUACCUAUAUCUAAGGGCCGCUUCUCCCUUCUUCCCCUGGCCUUUCUCUGUGGCUUCUCUCUAAAACACCCUGGACUUGUUAGCUCCGAGGACCCUCACGGACGGCGGCGGCAACCCAAGACACCACCCAAGUAUGAACAUCAAGUACGGUCCGAUGGGCGUCUCCACGGCGGCUGGCGGCCUUCCGCCAGGUCGUGUCUGGCGACGGGCUGUGGAGCAGGUCUCGGACCGUCUAGAGAACGAUGAUCUGGAUGUGGCUGAGCUCGGGAUCCUCGGCUACCAGCGUGGGGAUGAUCUUCUCCCUCGCCUGUCCGAGGAGCAGCACACUCGAGAGUCCGACACGCUUGAGAUAGUUCACAGCCAUGCUCCCGCCGUCAGACUAGCCCUGGACCUCGUUGCUGUCAUGGUCUUCAUGUCAGGCGUUCUGUCGCCGGAUUGGCCCGCCUUGCUUACCGUGGUGGCAGGAUGGGCCGGCCUCCGGGCUGUCUUGAUCGCCGUGCUGGCCGCAGCUGAGACCGCUCGAUAUGUGAGGAGCGUGGUCCGAGACCUGAGUUCCUCCUUGCUGCAUGCUCGAUGGUACGAGGACGACCGCAUGUCCCCUGGGCUCGAGGCAAUCCUCCUCCGCCUCUACACCGAGACCUUGACGCAUCUCGUAUGCAGCGCUCGGUUACUGCGCCGGCAACCACGCAUCAUUUUCCACUACGGUGCCUGGAGCCGUUUGCAAGUGGAAGGAGAUUGCGUUCUGCGUUGGAACAAGAGGCUCCUUGCCGCCGCCGAGGCAGAGUGGCGUGCUGCUCGCAAUAGCCAGACGCGCAACGAGAUCACCAGCCCCUCCGUGGCCAGGGGCACACGUCACCGCAGCUGCGUGCCAGUCGCAGUCAGCCCCAGAUUCCAUGGUAGAGAGAAUGCCAUAGAGGCUGUCGAGCAGGCCCUGCAGCCCAGCUGGGGGGCCCCAGGCCUGCGCUCCUUGGUUCUGUAUGGCAUUGGUGGAGUCGGCAAAACACAAAUAGCUCUCCGGUAUACCUCACUUCACCGUUCAAGUUACGAGGAGAUGCUGUGGGUGAAAGCCGAGAGUGCGCGGAGCAUCCAAGAAAGCUUUGGCGCUAUCGCCAGACACCUUGAGCUGAUCGGAGACGAUGCCAACCGAGAGUCGGAAAAUGAGAGCUCCGCGACUCUCAAAGUCAAGAAUUGGCUUCAGACCACAGACAAGACAUGGCUCCUCGUUUUUGACGGGGCUGACAAUAUUGAAAUGCUCAAAGAGGUCUGGCCAAGCCGGGCCAGGGGUUCGAUCAUACUCACCACACGGGACCACACGGGAUGCUAUAUGGACAGCAUGGCCCAGGCAUCCUUUUAUGUGCAAGCGUUCGACACGGAAUCCGGCGCCGAGUUCUUGCUCAAAAGAGUCGGGCCCAGUCCCCUGGACUUGGCGGCUGAUGACCGAGAGGUGGCCAGGCAAACGUCGGUCCGCUUCGGUGGCCUUCCGCAUGCGUUGAACCACGUGGCUGUCUAUCUCGAGCAGCGGAGACUGCCCUUGAGCUUCUUUCCCGGCAUGCAUCUGCGCAACGCCAGGGAGAUGGAUGGCACGAAACCCUGGGCCACCGGCUCCUAUCACCACAGCCUGUCUAGCCUGUGGGAUGAAACCUUCCGGGACCUGUCUGGCGACGCGCUCGACCUUUUAAACAUUCUGGCGUACUUCGACGUCGAUUGCAUCCAAGAAAGCCUUCUUCUCAGAGGAGCUCAGCACAUCGACGGCAUGCGCUGCGACUUUUUAAAGGACGAGAUAGGCCUGGCCGAUGCUCAGGAGGUCCUGCUGAGAGCUGGGAUGAUCUCUAUCGAGCAGCGGUCACGCAACAUCUCCCUACACUCCGUGAUCCAGGAGGAGAUCAUCCGGCACCAGUCCAGAGAAGACAGGGAGUUCUUCUACGCCUUUGCAGCCAAUCUCAUGAGCGCGGCGUUUCCUGAGCGGUGGACCAAGGACUUGAGUCAUCAGUUCGAGAGCUGGGGCCGCUCUGCCAAGUGUCUGCCUCACGUCCAGCACCUCAACAACGUGAGAAAAGGGAUGGCCAUGCCUCGUGGAACUCCCCAGCUGGUUGGGGAGAUACUGCUCAAGGCCAGCUGGUAUCUGUACGAGACCGAGAAGCUCAGCGAGGCCCAGGAUAUGGCCCAGGAAGCUUGCGAGCAGCUCCGCAAGAUCCCCCCGGGUUUUGCUUACGCCAGCUGCCUCGACCUCUGCGGGCUGGUGAGCCUAGACAUGUGCAGACCCACUGGGGCUCUGGAGCAGUUCAGGCUUGGCCUCAAGACCAGAGAGCAACUGCUGGGAAAGAGCUUAAACGCCGAAACGCCCCUGAUAGGGCUGAGCCAUAGCCAUAUUGGACGGGCAUUGACGGAGCUGGGAUACCUGGACGAGGCGCACGCGGCGCUCCGUGAAUCGAUCCGGAUCCGGCUUCGACAGCCGCCGCGGCCGGUGCUGCCGGCGCACUGCCAAACCAAGCACAUCCCGCCCAGUCGUCUGGGUGAUUCCUACAGCAAGAUGGCUAGCUUGCUGCUGAGGAUGGGUAAACCGGACGAGGCCGAAGCGGCGCUGCGUCAGAGUCCCGAGCUGGCCGACUUUUCCGACGACAGCUUCCUCCGCGGCGGCAACCCAUGGCUGUGCGGCGACGCGGUGCUGCUGUCGCGGAUCCGCGCAGCGCAGGGCCAAGCCGACGCUGCAAGGUGGCUGGCCUCGGGUGCGCUGGACUGCCGGCGCAAGGCCCUGGGUGCUUGCCUCAAGACGCUCGACUCGGGCUACGACGUGAUGCGCAUGAUGGCGGCACACGGCAACCAUGCAACGGCCUUGGAACUCGGCUGCGACAUGGAACAGGAAGCCCGGGACCUCCCAGGGCUCGAAGGCGCUGGCCAGCGUGCGCGCGUGCUGUACCAGAUGCACGCAAUCCACCAGAGGCUAGGCAACGUUGGCGACGCCCGCCAGUGCCGCGAGAUGGCUGAGACGCUCAGGGCCGAUGUGCGCCCGGAUCUAGCGGGCGCUCCACUUGGCGAUGACGAGUUCGACAAACUGCGGCCGUGGAUGAUGUGGUAGGCGGGGAGUCGGUUCUUUUCCUUGGAUCCUGUUGAUGUACGCGAUGAUGAGACCUAAGGCAGCAUCGCAGCUUCUUGACAACAGCAACGAUAGCGAGGGGCGAUUUGAAGGACGUAAAUAAAUCCGGCAUGGGCGCCGUCUUGGGUACCAGGCGAGAUUCAGUGGGGGAAUUGACAGGGGUCUUGCGGGCUGUGGGGCACUGUGAUGUCACCGUUGUGCCUUCCUGCGGCUUCUUUCUUUCGAUCCAGUAACGCUCUACCACCCU
Molecule: messenger RNA, 5009 nt
Organism: Gaeumannomyces tritici R3-111a-1
Lineage: Eukaryota; Fungi; Ascomycota; Sordariomycetes; Magnaporthales; Magnaporthaceae
Exons: 5
Coding region: 1802-4744 (980 amino acids)
Molecular function (GO): protein binding; ADP binding
Source: RefSeq, a predicted model, not a curated record